AAGAUUGCUGCGAGAAGAGUCACAGCAGAACCAAAACAGCAUGGAAGUUGCUAGAUAAUAAGUCAUAGUUGGGACAAUGGAAAAUAAAAUAGUACUAGACUGGGCCUCCACGAUCUAAAGACAUUAGCAACAUAAAUGUGUGUUACACUUAAAGUUUUGUUUGCAAAACGUGGAGACACUUUGAACAUUGACGUGACAGAUAGCCUAGCUCCUGCCUGCUGCGUUACUUGGACUGGGUAGCUAACGUUAGCUGUGUUUUUGUUUGCUGUCAGAAUCAGUCCGAUAGCCAUCGCUAACUUCAAAUACACCCUAGGCGGGUGCAGACUGAGGCUGUCAACCGAUCCGUUGGAAAAUUCAUGUAUUUAACAAGGGAAGACAGGAGGGAUCCACAGGUGGCAUAAGAAUAUCGACAAACAAGGUUUAGGUAGCUGGCGUCGACGCCCCCUGGUGGCCGGUGUGUAUGAGUGCCAGCGGUGGCUGGUGAGCGCUGUGGUACCACAGGGAUGGGGAAUGGAGUCCAAGAACACCAGGCGAUGCCUCUCACACAAGGGGAGGUGCUGCCGGUGCCCUCUGCCAGCCAGGCGGAGACCCUGAAGCCCCAGACACGAUCUGUGGUCAACUCCCUUCUCUCUGGGGCCUUGGCAGGAGCCCUGGCUAAAACCGCAGUCGCCCCGCUCGACAGAACCAAGAUUAUCUUCCAGGUGUCUUCAGCGAGAUUCUCUGCCAAGGAGGCCUACAGGUUGAUCUACCGGACCUACCUGAAGGAUGGUUUCCUGAGCCUUUGGAGGGGCAACUCUGCCACCAUGGUGCGGGUCAUCCCCUACGCUGCCAUCCAGUUCUGUGCCCAUGAGCAGUACAAGAGGCUGCUGGGAGGAUACUACGGCUUCCAGGGAAAGGCCCUGCCACCAGUGCCAAGGUUACUGGCGGGCUCCUUGGCCGGGACCACAGCUGCGAUGCUCACCUACCCCCUGGACAUGGUACGAGCCAGGAUGGCUGUUACACCCAAGGAGAUGUACAGCAACAUUGUUCAUGUGUUUGAGCGGAUCUCGCGUGAGGAGGGUUUGAAGACGCUGUACCGUGGUUUCACCCCCACCAUCCUGGGAGUGAUUCCCUACGCUGGACUCAGCUUCUACACCUAUGAGACACUCAAAAAGAUUCAUGCAGAACGCAGCGGUCGACUUCAGCCCUACUCCUAUGAGCGGCUGGCGUUCGGCGCGUGUGCGGGCCUCAUUGGCCAGUCAGCCUCCUACCCGCUGGACGUGGUGCGGCGGCGCAUGCAGACCGCGGGCGUGACGGGGCACACGUACGGAACCAUCCAGGGCACCAUGAGGGAAAUCGUAGCGGAGGAGGGCGUGGUGCGGGGCCUUUAUAAAGGCCUCAGUAUGAACUGGGUCAAAGGGCCCAUCGCCGUGGGGAUCAGCUUCACAACAUUUGAUCUGACUCAGAUCCUGCUGAAGAAGCUGUACCAGUUAAGGUAUAAUAACAGGUAACCACCAGGUUGAGAUGGACUGAUGGGAAAGACGUGAAAGUGUACAGGCCAUGCCGAGGAGAAAAGCCUGACUGUCUUGGGGACAUAAGAACCACAGCACUAAGGAUGUGAUGGCCAGGGUGAGAGAGAACCUCUGCUCUUUUAAGAGUCAAGGUAUGGAGGACUGGGGAUUUUGAUCCAGUAAUCCUGUUCAGCCCAUUGGGGAGACAUACCUGGACAGGUCAUGUCAGAAUACCAGUGCUGGUGUUUUAAAUUGUAGGCAUUUUGGGUACACAAUGUAGUACGCUUUAAAUGCCAGGAGGGUCUAUUUAUAUAAUAAAAUAAUUAUUUUAGGUACAGACAGAUUUGUUUGGCAACAGCUGGUAAUCAGCUAAAUGUAUACACUGUACCGAAAUAAACAGAUUGCUGUGGUCAACGCAGUUGGGCAUUUAGAUAUAUGGAUGUGUGUAGUAUGUUGAUAUUUUUGUGGCCUACUGUAUUCGAUUUGACUAUACAGUAUGUUCUACAUAGUAUGCAUCUCUAUCCUUGUUUGGUUCCCAUUUAACAUCUUGAAUCUUCACUAAACCUACCCCCAAAAAAAUCCUAACCGUAAUCCUUAUUCUAACCUGGACUGUUAUUUUUAGCCUAAACCUAACUUCAAUGCAAAAAGUAACUUUCUUCUGGGGACCAGCAAAAGGUCCCCAAAAGUUAACAUUUUCCUAGUUUUACUCUUUGUGUAUUUUUUUUAUUUAUUUAUUUUUGUCAAAAUGUGAACACACUAACACACACGAAUGCUUGUUCCUAAGUGAAAUGUGGUUUAUCACCAUUAUUUGCAGUGUUCUCAGUUUCCGUUACAUACACGGAGGGUAACUGUGUUAAGGGAUGCUGAGGUUGGGUGGAAGAUGAAUGUACAUUACCAUCCUGUGAAGGUGGUAUGCAAUAUGCUCAGUUUUUGAUGUGUGAGUACAGUAUAUGAUACUUAUUUACUCAAAAUGCUAAAUUCUCCAGUGAUGUAACGGACAGGUUCUCUCUGUGUUUGUGUUCUUGUUUAUCUACCAUUUCGGGACCAAAAUGUCCUGAUAUUACAUUAAAACAUUUUCAAGGGCUGACUUUUCAAAAUUGCUUUGGUUAGGUUUAGGCAUAAAGUUUAGGUCUAGAGUUAGAGGAUCAGCAGAAUGUGUGUAUGAAUAGAAAAACAUGGGAAAAGCCUGAAUAACACCUGUGCUGUCGUGCAUGCUAGAGUUUUGCUGUAUAAAUGAGGGAGAGUUAAGGUUAAACCAGGAUUUUCUUUCAUUGUUAUUAUUUCCUUAACAAAUAUAAACAUUUUCCCAUGCACACCUACUGGACCCAGUUACCCAUUGACAUCAGUUAGAUUAGACUUUUAUCAAGCUACAGUGUGCCCCCAGAUUUGUUUGAUGGUUUAAGAUUUGUUUGACUUAAUUAAUGGAUUGAUUGUUUUAAUGACUUAUUCCUAAGGAUAUACAAAAGGGACAUUAUACUUGUUGAUUUCUACUUAGAGAAGAUAUAUUAUCAACAAAAUGUGGCCGGUUCUCAUUGAAAAGGAGCACAGCUGGUCAUCAUACACAGCUGUAGCGGUUUUAGAUGCUUGUUUGUAACUCACUCUCCUGGAACCAUGCACACCUCUAGAAAAUGAGUUUGACUAACAGGGACAUGCAGUAUGAAGUUUCUCCGUGUUGAUUCAUUUUGUUUUUGUCUGUGUGAGUGUAAUAAACCCCCCCCCCCCCCCCGCAGGCCUAAAAUAGGCUUCUGGUAUAUAUUUGGAAAGUGACCCAUGCUUCUGUUUUCCUGGCUGGCUGCUGUCAGACACAUGCCAGUGGCUGCAGAGGGGGUUUGUAUGUGGAGCUAGUUGGAGGGAUAUAGGAGUGGGAAGAUGCACUGUAAGGGUGGAGCUUACACCUUCAGUACUGUCCUCCGAGGAACCCCAGGGCUCGCGGAUCCGGUUUCUGCAGAACCAUGCUGUCUUUUAUGGUCAGAAAUAUGAUUGUGUUUGUAUGUAUUAUUUAUCCGGAUUGACAUCUGGUGAGUCACUCCAGCACUAUUAAAGAAAGCACUUCGGACAUUAUCCAGUUCAGUGUGAUCAAGCACAAGCUUUCUUCAUAGAUGUUCAUCGAUAGAGAGUGAAAGUGCAGUGGAUGUCCAGGACCAGGAUUGGGUCCUACUCCAUAGGGAUGCUUUAGGAGUCAUUAUAAACCGCCUGAAUGCUGAUUGACCGAAUACCACUGAUAUUACAUUGCCUUUUACUGCUCCAAUUGCGUUGUUGACUGUGUACAACUUUUACCUUUGGGUGUAUAGUUUUGUGAUGCCUGUAUUCUAUCUCUGGACAGUUGUCAUUGUUGUCCUGUACAAACGUCACAAUUUCUGCCUGCUUGCUCUGGGUUGAAGUUCUCCCUUGGGCACAGAUUUAGGGUAGGCUAAAAACUGUGUCCAAACUCUACAAUUGUAUAGUGAUACCUUAGAGCCGACCCAGCUUGGCUCCGGGGUUUUGUGGUGUGUUCUCUGCUGUGUUAUAGCGAGUGUGCUCUGUUCCUGAUAUGUUGUGUGACUAAGUUCAGUUGCUCUUGCUACUGAUUCUUUUAAGUGCCUGGAGAGAAAUAGUAACUAUUUUACUAUGAAUGAUACUCUACUUCACGAACGUCUUGUGGCUUGUUUCCAUUUUAUUGCCUGGCUCUCUGUGUUUUUAAUAUAUCUUAUGCCAAUAACACCGGAGUAAAACUAAUGCUAGGUUUGGAGUUCAGGGUAUAAACGUCUUGAGUAUGAAUGUACAGUUUUGGCUUUGUUCCAAUACAAUAGGGGUAUUCAGGGUCCAUCUCUAUUGUGACUUGCUGACUCCUUAUUGCAGCUAUAUAUUGGAGUGUGCUCCAAUAUAUAGGUUGGAGAUCAGUUUGGACCUAAAAGGCUGCACUAAUGUAUUCUGUCCGGAUGGGUCACCUCCAAAAACUUUCCUUUGAGGAAAUGACCGAUGAACAAGAAACUUCUUCAGACAAUCAGGCAAUGCCAAAGCGUCAUUUGUUUAUGCAAAUGUACAAGUUGUUCUGUGAUGAGUUUUACGUGGCCUUUAUGAAGCCUGAAUACCAAUCUAAUUCCCAGCUCAAGUGAUGUUUCAGAAAGUGUGAUAUUCUUUUUUUUUUUCUCUCAAUGUACCCAUUGAAAAACUGAAAUGUUUUCAACACCAAUGUUUUCAAAAUGAUACCGACCAGGAGACAGUGUUUGUGCAUGUGACUUGAGUCAUAACCAUUAGCUGCGGUUUUUGCAUUGAUUAAUAUGACUGUUUGGUAAAUUAUGAUUUGUGCCAAUGUAAUGUGAAUGAAACUAACACGUAUGAUCCGUGUGCAUUCAGUCUUUUUUGAUGGUGUUCUUGACAAAUCUCUGAAGUUCUCGUAAAUAAAGCUGUAUAUUGACAUUCAGUA
Molecule: messenger RNA, 4896 nt
Organism: Esox lucius (northern pike)
Lineage: Eukaryota; Metazoa; Chordata; Actinopteri; Esociformes; Esocidae
Gene: slc25a42
Product: solute carrier family 25 member 42
Exons: 8
Coding region: 504-1490 (328 amino acids)
Biological process (GO): transmembrane transport
Cellular component (GO): mitochondrial inner membrane
Source: RefSeq, a predicted model, not a curated record